Pieris napi is the source of this 3241-nucleotide messenger RNA. RefSeq lists its product as uncharacterized. The record is from RefSeq and is a predicted model, not a curated record. The transcript has 4 exons. Bases 196 to 2805 code for a protein of 869 amino acids. NCBI's taxonomy places the organism in Eukaryota, Metazoa, Arthropoda, Insecta, Lepidoptera, Pieridae.
UUUAACAUAACUAAUUCUUAUUACGAGCCGGCGCACCUCAGUGAUCUAGCUCUCCACUGCGCCCCGCAGUCCACCCCUAGACACUGUCACGGUAGGACGCUUGACGAAUUUUGCGCGAGUGCUGCGGUAACGUUUACGUAUUUUUAAUAAUAAUUACGUAUACGUAGGUGAUGAGAAAUUGUUCAAACCGGAAAAAUGGGCAACAAGGAUAAUAAAAAACGGAAGUUGUCAUCAUUUGCUCGUAAGAAGCAUUAUGAGAACUUAUCUGCAAAGAGAAAAAGGUUAUCAACGCUGGGUUCCUGUGGGAAUUCCGUCAAUGCAGGCGAUACUGGUAGCCAUCAAAAUGACGAAUCUCGAAAAACAUUUGCGACCAUGACCAACGUCGAAGUAAACAGCAACGAUUUGAUCCACGAACAUCAACCUUCAUCCGUUUGCAAUAACAUCAUGAACGUGGAUAAACCUGUAAUGGAAGAAGAGUUGCCUUAUAUCAUUGAACAGGAAUCGCCAGAACACCAGCUACAAAAAGUGAUUGGACGUAGAAUAAUUGAUGUUAAUUACUUUGUCCAACAACUUGCACUCAUAUCUGGACACGAUUCACUAUAUCAUUGUAAUAUGAGCAAUAUAGUUUUAGUCGGAGAGAUAAGAUCGGGACUUUUUUCCAGAUACAGACUUAGAUGUAACAUGUGCAAUAAAACAUUUUUGGUGAAUUCAGAAGAUCAAAACGCCGUUGACAAAGUUGAAGUGAAUUCAGCAGCUAUAGCAGGAAUCGUUGCGACUGGCAUAGGGUACUCUCAAUUUCAGGAAUUGAAUAACGCAUUAGAUAUUCCAGUUUUUACCGAUGCAUAUUACGCAAAGUUACAGGACAAACUGUUUGAACAGUGGGAAAAUACAGCUAUUGAAGUAAUGGAAGCAGCUGCAAAGAGAGAAAAAGAAGCUGCUAUUAUAGAAGGCCGAGUAAAAAAUGGCAUUCCUUUAGUAGACGUUCGUGCCGAUUGUUGUUGGUCUGCAAGAUCAUAUGGCGAUAACUACAAAGCACUCUCUGGAGCAGCAGUCAUAAUAGGAAGAAAGUUUGGAGAGGUUCUGUAUAUCGGAGUGAAAAACAAAUACUGUUUAGUGUGUGCAAGAGCAAAAAAAAAAGGAGUAGAGGCAAAAGAACAUGUUUGCUAUAAAAACUACGAUGGCUCAUCCUCGGGGAUGGAAUCUGAUAUAAUUCGUGAGGGUUUCGAACAGUCCCUUGAAAUGUAUGGAAUCAUCUAUGCCAGGUUAAUAGCAGACGGAGAUGCCUCAACUUACGCUAACAUUUUGAAAGCCAAUCCUUAUAGUAAUCAUGUGGUACAGAAAAUACAAUGUCGUAACCAUUUGUUACGAAAUAUGUGUAAAAAACUACGUGCUAUCACAAAAGACCUGAAAUAUAGUAAAGACCACAGGAAACAAUUGACGGACCAAAAAAUUAUGAGCAUGCGAAAGGUGGUAGUUUCAUCCAUAAAACACUACAAAGACAAAGAAGAUAAACUUGAGGCAACGCGUAACUUACACAGUGAUAUCUCAAACUCAGUGAUGCAUGCCUUUGGAGAUCAUACUCAUUGUAAAGAGUAUUUUUGUGACAAAAUUUGCACAAUACAGAGCUCAGGAGCUGAACAAAUAAAAAACACGCUAAUUUGGUUCCGAAUUAAAGUCAUACUGGGAUAUUUAGCCUCCAAUUCACAAAGCCUUAUUGAAGAUGAGACUACAAAUGCCGUUGAAAGUUACAACAGUUUGGUGGCAAAACUAGUUGGCGGGAAGCGAAUCAACUUUUCACAGCGGCGUUCGUAUCAAAGCAGAUGUGCAGCAGCUGUAGUGUCAUACAACACUGGAAAACCCAUCACCACACUGCAUAAAAAAAUGAUGGGGUUUAGUCCCAGGUCUCAUCAUAUAAAGCGAUUAGAAAGGAAUCGCGAUAAAUUGAGAAAAAAAAGAAGUCUGUUUCCCAGAAAAAAAAACCGAAGAGGCCAAAAUAUUAGAAGGUUCCAAAACGACUACGGUAAGAAUGCUUGUGCGCCAGAUAUGCCACCUGAGGAGCUACAGCUUGCCAAAGAAAAUUUUAUUAAAAACUUAGAAUCUCUUGUGGCAGACAGAGAAGCUGUGGAAAAAAAAACAGUUCUCCAACGCGAUAGCACUGAUUGGCUAGAAUUGAGAAAAAAUUUACUGACUGCUUCGAACUUUGGUAGAGUGAUUAAAAGAAGAAAAAGACCAGGGAAUUUAGUAAAAGACAUUUUAUACAAAGACAACAUUACACAUAUAACGUCUAUAGCACACGGAAUAAAGAAUGAGAAAAUUGCGUUACAGCAUCUGUCAGCACAAAAUAAUAUUGUUAUAGAACCCUGUGGACUAUUUGUGGAUAACAAGUAUCAUUUUCUUGGAGCUAGUCCCGAUGGACUUGUUGGGACCGAUGCAAUAGUGGAAGUCAAGUGUCCAAUAGCUCCGGGUAAAGUUGGAAUGGACGAAGCCAUCAAAAGAAACAAAAUUCAAAUUUACAAAUACAAUAAAAAAACAAAUCAAACUGUAAUAAAUAAAAAUAGCAAUUGGUUUUUCCAAGUUCAAGGCCAGCUUAUGAUUACUGGCCGUGAAAAAUGUAUUUUCGGCAUUUGGGGGGGUGAGAAGGAACCAAUGAGGGUCAUCGAAAUAGAGAAAGACGAAAAAUUUUGGAAGGAAAGAAUGGAACGAAAGUUAGUAGAGUUUUAUAUAAAUGAAAUGGUACCUGAGCUUGUAGACUCACGACAUAAAAGAGGCAUGCCUCUGAGAAGCAGUGAAAAUAAUGAUAAUUAAAAAAAUCUAACCCAGAACCAUGCAUAUGUCUUUUGUAGGUAUAACAGAUAUUGUAUUUUUGUGUAAUAUUGUGUAACAUUUUUUUAUGGCUUGUAACAAACAGUGACUGUUUAUUAAUUAUUCUGUAAUAUAAAUAAAGAACAAGACAAAAGUGGCUGUCUAUUCAUUAUCGACUGUACAUCUAUAUUACGAAACAAUAAAUAUUCCCAAAAUAUUGUGGUAUUCUAUAACGCAAAAGGUCACAGAAAAAAAUAUGCAGUACCUAGAAACUUGAUUGAUAGUAAAGUACAACAAUAAAAUAUUCAUGUAUGAAACCAAUAUGCUUCUGGCGCGUCACGACACGCCACGACACGUGUGUUUCCGACUUAACGCGUCGCGUCGGCGGCAACGGACGAGUACCCCGCAGUGGGCGGGGCUAGCCGUCCACCGCUUCCUC